Vollenhovia emeryi is the source of this 7246-nucleotide messenger RNA. RefSeq names its product DNA polymerase theta-like (gene DNApol-theta). The coding region runs from base 389 to 6856 and encodes 2155 amino acids. Gene Ontology annotation, biological process: DNA-templated DNA replication; double-strand break repair via alternative nonhomologous end joining. The transcript has 21 exons. Gene Ontology annotation, molecular function: ATP binding; DNA-directed DNA polymerase activity; DNA binding. Lineage: Eukaryota; Metazoa; Arthropoda; Insecta; Hymenoptera; Formicidae. The record is from RefSeq and is a predicted model, not a curated record.
CAUGAUCUAACAAACGUUUUAAUUGUUUUAUUCGGAACCAACGAACGAUUUUGCGUCGAUUGAGCCUAUUUUGAAACAAAAACUGUAAAGAAUUCUAUAUUUAUCGGCUAAAUUAAUACAAAAAAUUCUUUUCGUUUUUACAUAAAACCUACAAAUUAACAAGUGUUAUAAUUAGUUUAACAAUCACCUACAAACGACUUACGAACGAUUCUUAAAAAUAAAAAUGUUCCCAGUUUAAAUUGUCCGGCUAACUUCAUGGGUUCGCGCAUGCGCGAAUAACGUGACCAAACUAACAUCACUGGAUGGUUGGCAACCCUCGCUCGCGAAACGGUUUAAAUCUCCUCGGUUCGGUCCGCUUGGAGCGGGAGGCUUGCAGAACGGGAAAAUAAUGCAGUCUUUCGGCGACGAUACUCUGUUGGCCUACCUAGACAUCGAGAAAAGACAUGGAAUCUUGCAAGAGCAAACCGAGAAUAAAGUCCCUUUGCGGGAAGAGAACGUUAGUGAUCUGGGUAAAUAUUUCAAGUCAAGCUCGCUGCUCUUGGACUUCGCGAACGAGAGGAACCGUUUGGACAAACCGAAGCUGCCUGAUUCAGACACGAGAGGAAUAGGAAAAGGGAAUGCGUCUGACAUCAAGUAUUUCGAGGACAGUAUUUUAUUUCCCAAGAUCACCGGUAAAAGAGAUUUAUCCUCGACCUCCGGUGCUUCGGGGAAAAACAGGAUCUUGCCGUCCCAAAGAAAUCGGAGUCCUCGUGAAACAAACAAGGGGGAUGUCGUUACGAAUUUGAAGGAGAAACUCCACGGACCUAGUACUCAGAGUCUUUGUAAAGCUAAGUCGCCCGAUAGCACGCAAGAUGCAACAAGUAGUGGCGGUGUCACGUCGUCGGCCGUUAAUGUCACGUGCGAUAGAGAAAAUUCGGAAUUCAUUAUCUCGUCUCCGCCACUUUGCACUCAGGAUCGGUAUAAAUUGUCAUCGUGGGGCCUGUCACCAAACAUUCUACAGAAAUACACUGCUCGUGGAGUAGAAUGCAUGUUCCCAUGGCAAAUGGAAUGCUUGUCGAAUCACCUAGUAAUGCAAGAGAGAAGGAAUCUUGUAUAUUCCGCGCCUACCUCUGCGGGAAAGACCUUUGUUGCUGAAAUUCUCUUGAUUAAGACCGUUCUAGAAAGGAAGAAGAAAGUGAUCUUUAUCCUGCCAUUUGUUUCUGUCGUUAGAGAGAAGAUGUAUUACUUCCAAGAUUUAUUGUCUGACACUGGAAUACGAGUUGAGGGAUUUAUGGGAGGAAACGUCCCACCCGGAGGAUUUGCCGCUACCCACGUUGCAAUAGCCACUAUAGAGAAAGCGAAUUCUUUGGUGAAUCGUUUAAUGGAGGAAAACGAUCUGAGUAGCUUGGGGGCUGUGAUAAUAGACGAAUUACAUCUACUCGGUGAUCCUAAUCGCGGUUACCUCUUAGAGUUGCUUCUGACAAAAUUAAAAUAUAUGACUCUCCACAACAAUAAUAUCAAUAUACAACUGAUAGGUAUGUCAGCUACAUUGCCAAAUUUAACUCUGCUAGCCAAGUGGCUGAGUGCAGAGUUAUACAAGACUGACUUUCGGCCUGUACCUUUGCAUGAAUAUUGUAAGGUAGGAGCAAACAUAUUUGACAACAAAUUGAAUCUUGUCAGAACUUUAACAGAGUUGCAGGAAUUAGAAACAGAUGCGGAUAAUAUUCUACAGCUUUGCAUUGAGACAAUAAGUGACGGUCAUAGUGUGUUAAUUUUCUGUCCCACAAAGAAAUGGUGUGAGAAAUUGGCGGAGCAAAUUGCUACAGCUUUCUUUAAAUUAGGUUGUGAAGAUACAAAACUUGGUGAGAUGUUAAAGAAAGAAAUCAAUUCUGCUUUAAUCCGUGAAACUCUGGAACAAUUGAAACGCAGUCCAAGCGGUUUAGACGACGUUUUAAAAAACACGAUUUCGUUUGGCAUUUCGUUUCAUCAUGCUGGACUCACAAUGGACGAACGCGAUAUCAUAGAAGGAUCUUUCAGAACGGGGUCCUUGAGAGUUCUUAUAGCAACGUCGACAUUAAGUAGUGGAGUGAACUUACCUGCACGAAGAGUAAUUAUAAGAUCACCUCUAUUUGGUGGCAGUCUGUUGAACACUUUAUCUUACAAACAAAUGAUAGGACGUGCUGGUCGUAUGGGGAAAGACAGCGCAGGAGAAAGUAUACUAAUAUGUAAACCGAACGAACGUAAUGCAGCUGCGUCAUUACUGUCUGCAGCUCUGAAUCCAAUUGAAUCUUGUCUCAAUGAUUCUACGCUACUAAUAAGGGCGCUCUUAGAAGCAGUAGCCAGCGAAGUUUUAUAUACACAUGAAGAUUUAGAACUGUAUAUUAGUUGUACUUUGAUAAGCCUGAAGGAACAGUCUGAUGUGCGAACGUUUUCUAAUGCAGCGAUGAAAUUCUUAUUAGAUAAUGAAUUUUUAUUAUUACAAACUACAGAGCAGGUAUCCAGAUGGGUAGCAACGCCGCUUGGGAAAGCAUGUCUGGCCGCGUCUAUACCUCCCAGAGAAGGGUUAGUUCUGUUUGAAGAACUACAGAAAGCACGAAGGUGUUUCGUUUUGGACACUGAAUUGCACGUUAUAUAUUUGGUAACGCCACUCUCGUCCGGGUGUCAAAUUGGAACUGUCGAUUGGAUGACAUUUCACGAAUUAUGGAACACCAUGUCCGAAAGCGAGCGCAGAGUUGGAAAGCUCGUCGGGGUGGAAGAGCGCUUUGUGUUGUCAGCUAUUAGAGGAAUCGUUAAACCUGGAAAAUCGUUGAAUAUACAUAGGAGAUUCUACAGCGCAUUGGCGCUACAUGAUUUGGUGAAGGAAGUGCCACUUCACGCGGUUUGUAAAAAAUACGGUUGUUGUCGCGGAGUACUGCAAACCUUGCAACAGUCCGCUUCCACGUAUGCGGGUAUGGUCACGCAAUUUUGCAAGCAAUUAGGUUGGGAUUGCAUGGAAUUAUUGGUAAAUCAAUUUCAAACGAGAUUACAGUUCGGCGUUUGCAGAGAAUUGCUAGAUUUGCUGCGCCUGCCGAUGUUAAACGGCUUGCGAGCAAGGAGCCUGUAUAAACAGGGAAUAGAAACCGUAGCAGACUUGGCUGUUGCGAAUGAACUUAAUGUUGAACGCGCGCUUUACAAUGCUCUUCCUUUCGAAAGCGAAAAAGAAUGUGAAGGAGAAUAUGCGUUUGAUACGGAAAAGAGGAAUAAAAUGAGGACAGUAUUCGUCACUGGAAGAGAUGGUCUCACGCCUCAACAAGCUGCAGUUUUAUUAGUUCAAGAAGCCCGGACAUUAAUUCAGAAAGAGUUGGGACUGGAACAGAUGCCAUGGGAGCAGAAUGAACGAUCUCUGCAAGUCAAUACGUGUGUCAGAGAUGCUGAAGAUACGUCUGACAUAAAGGAAGAUAUUCAAACGGAUUUGAAUGUAAACUCGAAAUCUACGCAAAUAGGAAUGUCCAAAGAAAAUUCGGCACACGAAAACCUUGUGAGUAACGAGAAUCAAAAGGAUGAUAAUCCGAAACUUGAUACGUAUAAAGAAAGUAGAACUGACGUGUUGGACAAGAAACAAGUAACUGAAUUGAACAAUCAACAUUUAAAUGAAGCUAAUUUGUCACUUGAAGUCUCAGAAGAUGAUAGAGAGUUGUCUACUUUUCUCAACUUAAGUUCUCCCGAUAUAAUGGCAAACGAUGAACUAGAUAUAUCUAAAGAAAAUAAAAAUCCUUCCGUGACUGGUGAUAGCGAAAAGAUAAAGAGAAGCAGCGAAGAUUUAGAAAAAUCCAACUUGAUUGCUAACGAUAUACCUAACAAAAAGUUCAAAAUUUCCAGCACGAAUGAGGUAAAGAAUAACGACGAGGUAAAAAAUUUGAUAGACAAAAACGAAAGUAUGCCUAUUAUAGACGAAGAUGUUAAAUCGCCCUGUACUUCAAGAAGUCCCAGUUUAUUCGACGACAGUUUAAAUCUCGACACUCAAAUGUGCGAUAUUCUCGAGCAAAAUGUCGCGGAUGUAUAUAACAUGGAUAUCGCGGAUUUAACAGGAUUGGAUUCGACAGUAUUUGCAAGCGAAUUGGAUACCGCGGAUGCGUUACAGGCGAAAUCUGCAAGUUCAAAUAUCAGUAAUGUGCCAUUGUGUGAAAACAAUAUUGCAAAAAGUAUAGACGAGGCUAAUUUGCAAUUCAAAAACAGCGUAUUGUCGUGGGGUGACGAUUCGUGGAAUAAUUCUGAAUUGCUAAAACAGAUAGUUCAAGAUAAAAAUAUGCAAACCAAGAAGGAAAUAUGUAAUUCGACAGUUAGAAACAUCGUAAACACGAAUGUAUCUGUUACAUUAAAAAAUACGAAAACUUGUACGCGAAACAGUAAGAAUAGUAUGAGUAAAGCGGAUGGUAAAAAACAUACUGUUGCAGUUAGAGAGAAAGCAUUGCAGAAACUUAAAUUGUCCACAGUAACGGAAGUGGACUCCCCUGUGGCGAAUAUAAUUGUUUUCAAAAAGGAACGGAAGACGUCCGCGGAUUCAAACAAAUCCGACUCGGAUGACUUUAUCGGUGGUUCACAGCACUUUGAAUCUCCUUUUAGCAGUAGUAAAAGUCAAACGAGGACGAUGUUGGAGAAAAUGCGUAAAUUGCGUCCUCGAAAACUCGCUGAGGAUACUAUAACAAAAAUAAACAAUUGUUUAAAUUCUCCUAAAAGAGAAAUACCAAAUAUAAUAGAAGAUAAAAUAAAAGAACAACGGGAAGUAAAACCAAAAAUGAAAGAAAUUUUAGCACAAAAUGUAUUAAUUUCUGCGAAUUCGAUAAGACAGCAUAAAACGCAAUCGAAUAAUUUAAAUAAAGAUUUGAAAUCAAAGACAGAAAAUAUAUUAUCUGACGAGAAGAAGGAUUUGUUGAACGAAACGAUAGAUUGGAAUACAUUAAAUAUUGUGAAAGUUGCAAACAGUAGAGUAACUUUUAAUCUGUUCAAACGCGAAAUAUUAAAAAAGCGCGAUAUUGCGUUAGCCUUACAUUGUGACACGUACAUAGAUAAUACAAAUAACAUAGGCUCAAAGAUUUGUCCCUCCAAUACGGAAGGAAAACGAAGAGCUAGAAGAUCUGGAAAUUAUUCUUAUGGAAAUAAAGAAAUUCGCGGCGUUGCGGUAUCCUGGGAAAGUAAUAUUGCGUAUUAUAUCUCCUUCAAUAAUUCACAAGAAUCAAAAGUCUCUGGAAAAGAACAGGUGGCUUUAUUGAAAGAAUUGUUUUACGAUACGACUUUGUACGUAAAAUGUUUUGCGAUAAAGGAUGUGUAUAAACUCUUGUAUCAAUGCUGCGGAAUCACUGCCAAAUGUAGAUUUCUUGAUCCCGUAAUUGCACAUUGGUUGUACACGAAUGAUUUUGAAAGAAAUUAUAAUGAAAUGGUAACGCAAUACUUUCCGCAAGGGAAUUUUAUAAUGAAACAGACCAAAUCUUGUUGCUACGCCGGUCCCGGAAUGGAUGUGCAAAGUUCUUUACCAGGAGAGUUUAGAUCAGCAGCAGAAACCGUCCUUACGUGGCAUAUGAUGGAUAAUGUCAUGAGUAAAUUAGAAGAACUUAAUCCUGUUCUACUUUAUACGUUCAGAGAAGUAGAAAUGAAAAUUAUGACAACUUUAGCUUGUAUGGAAUUAUCAGGCAUUGGCGUGAGUCUAAAGUCUUUGCAAGAACUGUCAUCAGUUAUUUCAAAUGAAAUGCAGUCUUUAGAAACAAAAGCUUAUGACUUGGCAGGCAGAAAAUUUAAUUUCUCAUCGUCCAAAGAAGUUGGACAGGUAUUAGGAUUAUACAAAGAUAAAAAGAUUAGUACAAGUAAGGCUAUUUUAGAAAAAUGUGAUAAUCCAAUAUCAACCUUGGUGAUUUCCUGGCGAAAGUUAAAUUCAACGAGAACAAAAAUGAUUUAUCCAUUGUUAAACCUAGCACAGAAAGAUAUUCGUAUUCGUGGUAAUUGCAUCACUUGUACAGUGACAGGAAGAGUCUCGAUGCAUGAACCAAAUUUGCAAAAUGUACCAAAGGAUUUCAAUUUCGUAGACAAUGGUCUCGUUGUAAGUGUGAGAAUGGCAUUUGUACCAGCUUUGGGGAACAUAAUGCUAUCCGCCGACUAUUGUCAACUCGAAUUACGCCUCUUGACGCAUUUUUCGCAAGAUUCGGUAUUGUGCAAAAUCAUGAGACAGCAGGGUGACAUUUUUAAAAAUAUUGCUGCCAAAUGGAAUAAUGUAGUAGAAGAACAGGUAACUAGUGAAAUGCGUCAGCGUACCAAGCAAUUAUGCUAUGGCAUGAUUUACGGUAUGGGAGUCAAAUCAUUGGCCGAAAAUCUGUGCAUAACUGAACCCGAGGCUCAUGAGUUUUUAGAAUCUUUUAUGAACGCAUAUCCCGGCAUAUACAAAUGGUUAAACGACGUACUAGAAGAAGCGCAUCGCGAUGGAUAUGUGACCACGCUACUCGGAAGGCGUAGACAGCUUCCAGAUCUAAAAAGCACAAAAUCAUCUACGAGAGCGCAAGCAGAACGACAGGCUGUAAAUACGAAAGUUCAAGGAUCUGCUGCAGAUAUAGUCAAAAAGGCUAUGAUAAGUAUAGAGGACAAGAUAAGAAGCCACUUUCCUGAUUCAACAAUGAUAUUUCCAGAGGUGCGCAACACUCGUAGACUACGAAGCGAUUUGCAACAGAGAGGUGGUUAUUUAGUCUUACAGUUACACGAUGAAUUGUUAUAUGAAGUAAAUUUAGCAGAUUUAAAGGAAGUUGCUGUUAUAAUUAGAGGAUCAAUGGAAAAUGUGUGCCAACUUACUGUGCCGUUGCCAGUAAAAGUCAGAGUUGGACCUGCAUGGGGCGAUUUGAAUGAUUAUCAAUUUUAGCAAACAUUUCUAAUCAUAGUGCACUAUUUAUUAAUAUCAAAUCGCUAUUUUUAUACAUUUUUUAAAAUAAUUUAUCACGAUUAAGCUAUCUAUUUAGAUCAUGUUUAUCAAAUAUUUUAUACAUGUUAUUUUUUAUGAAAAUUGUAAAUACUUGAUUGUUUAAUUCACAUUAUUCAUAUAUUAUUAUCGGGAGUGAUAGAGAUUUAGAAAAUUAUAAAUAGUUGAAAAUGGAAUUCAGUAUUUUUCGAUGAGGCAUUAAUUAUCAUUUUUUUAAUCAUGCGGUAUUAAUCAUGCAAUUCUUAAAUUUGUCCAUUUUAAAGGUCAGUAUAUUAAAAUGUUUCCAUAUCAAAACAUUUUUUUAUAUUGGAACCUAAUUGAAUAUUAAUAUAU